AUGAUCACCAAUUUGUUUAAUGAUAGAGCUUCAUGUGGGGAGUGCUAUAAAAUCAUUUGUGAUUAUAAAACAAAUCCAAGAUGGUGCAUAAUAGGAAGAUCUAUUACCAUAACUGCCACUAAUUUAUGUACUCCUAAUUAUGACAUUCCAAACAACGAUGGAGGAUGGUGCAACCCACCUCUCAAGCAUUUUGAUAUGACUCAACCUGCUUGGGAAAAGAUUGGAAUCUACAGAGGUGGGAUCAUCCCCGUUUUAUUCCAAAUGGUUCCUUGCAAAAAGCAUGGAGGGGCUAGGUUCAGUGUGAAUGGGAGGGACUACUUUGAACUAGUGUUAAUCAGCAAUAUAGGUGGUGCUGGAUCAAUCCAAUCUGUGUCCAUUAAAGGCUCCAAAUCUGGUUGUUUAUUUUGA
Cicer arietinum (chickpea) is the source of this 408-nucleotide messenger RNA. The record is from RefSeq and is a predicted model, not a curated record. Lineage: Eukaryota; Viridiplantae; Streptophyta; Magnoliopsida; Fabales; Fabaceae.